This is a messenger RNA of Lactuca virosa, 940 nucleotides long. The record is from the annotation of a GenBank genome assembly. NCBI's taxonomy places the organism in Eukaryota, Viridiplantae, Streptophyta, Magnoliopsida, Asterales, Asteraceae.
CACCGAAUAACUUUUCAUCAUAUAUAUUACAAAUCAUCCACCGGACCACCACACAAUUCUCCGACACGACAUACAAGACAACACUUGUUUUUUUUAGAGAGAGAGAGAGAGAAGCAGUAGGGUGUUUGAGUGUGUGUGAGAGAGAAAGAGAGAGAAAGAGAAAGUAGGAGAUGGGGGAGGCGAGAAGGGUCGGAGUUGCGAUGGAUUUCUCGGCUUGUAGCAGAGCCGCUGUGAAAUGGGCGGUGGAUAACGUUUUGAAGAAAGGCGAUCAUCUCAUCCUCGUCAACAUUCUCCCUGAAGGCCGUGAAGAAGGAACCGAGAUCCAGCUCUGGGAAGUCACCGGAUCUCCUUUGAUCCCGUUAUCGGAGUUUCGUGAUCCCCAGCUUGUGACCAAGAAAUAUGGGACGAAGCCUGACCCAGAAACACUAGAAAUCGUUAGUUUGGCUGCAACUCAGAAAGAGGUUGAGGUUCUGCUGAAAAUCUUUUGGGGAGAUGCUCGAGAGAAACUAUGUGAAGCGGUUGAUAAUAUCCCGUUAGACUGUCUUAUUGUCGGGAACCGAGGACUUGGCAAGUUAAAGAGGGCUAUUUUGGGCAGUGUGAGCAACUAUGUAGUGAACCAUAGUUCUUGCCCCGUAACUGUCGUGAAGUCGUGAAGCAGGCAGAUGCAUAAGCGGGCCCAUCAAAAGAUAUCAAAUAAUGCCACGUUUCUGCUUUUUUGGUUGUGUUUAUUAAGAAGUCCUUUGUGAUUAUCUUUGUUUCGUUAAUAAAUUUGUAAUGUAGAAUUUCUUUUACUUCGUAUUUAUAUAACCUAUCACUUACCAACCUCCACACAAAAAAAUUGGGAAAAUGGAUCAAAUCUUUUUUUCAAUUUUGUGUAUAUGCUAAAAACGUAAAAUGUAUACAAGUGGAAGCGGUAGGUUUUAUUUGUAUAGAAGGGUUU